UGUGUUCAGUAUUUUAUGAAACAUAAAUUUUAUCGCGAUAUACGUGCUUCAUAUUCAUUCAAGUUCAUUUAAGAUGCGUUUUCUAUGUGUGUUAAUAUCGAUAUUAUAUAAAAUUGCAAACGGUCAUGAUUCUUCGGAAGUAACAUUAACAACUGCGAAAUUGCAGAAGACUAUUUCCCCAAAGCCCACGACAUUGUAUAAAAGAAUAAAUGUUGAAAUAUAUCAUUAUGAAGGGGCUGCCACAUUGUUAGAUUUAGUUCGUCUUGUGGAUACAAGGCGCAAAAAACAUAACAAAAGAUAUUCGUAUAUAUGGAACUGGGAUCACUGGUGUCAUCUCCAACCGAUAAGAGGAUAUUGUAAAAAGUCGCUAAAUAGAUUUUAUUACGAUGCACAGUUAGAUCAGUGUUUGCCAUUUAUAUACACUGGCUGCGAUGGUAACAAAAAUAAUUUUGAAACACGUUUGGAAUGUGAAAGGCAUUGUAAAGGAAUUAUUUACGUCAAUGUUAAGCAUCCUACGCAACCAGCGGCUUGUUUUCUACAACCUGACACAGGUUACUGCUUGGCUCUUAUACCUAAAUAUUACUAUGACAUCAAUGAAAAAACUUGUAAGAAAUUUAUGUAUGGAGGCUGUGGUGGAAAUCAAAAUAAAUUUGACACAAUGUUCUCAUGCAUGAGAGCAUGUUCUGUUGUAGUAGUUUAG
This is a messenger RNA of Vanessa tameamea, 700 nucleotides long. Its product is annotated as kunitz-type serine protease inhibitor A-like. Lineage: Eukaryota; Metazoa; Arthropoda; Insecta; Lepidoptera; Nymphalidae. Gene Ontology annotation, molecular function: serine-type endopeptidase inhibitor activity. The coding region runs from base 74 to 700 and encodes 208 amino acids. The record is from RefSeq and is a predicted model, not a curated record. The transcript is spliced from 5 exons.